UAGCAAAAAUGACUGAAUAUUGGAAGUCACAUGCGCGCAAAUAUUGUGAUUUUUGCAAGUGUUGGUUAACAGACAAUAAAGUGUCAAUAUCUUUCCAUGAAAAUGGUAAAAAACAUAAGGAAAAUGUACAAAAACAUAUUUCACAACUAACCAAAAAGAGUGCAAAAGAAUUCAAACAAAAGGAAAAACUUGAUGAUGACAUGAAGAAAAUGGAAGCUGCAGCAAUGGCUGCUUACUUAAAAGAUGUCCAAAACAAUGGUGAUCUUACAUCUAAAGUUAUCAAUGAAAUGGUUGAAAAAAGUGGUGGCAGUGUUGAAAAUAUCACUAUUAGUAGUAGUACUAAAGACAAAUCGGCGCCAGAGUGGCAUGAAAUUAAAAAUGAAAGUGGAAAUUCAUAUUUUUGGAAUACAAAAACUAAUGAAACUACCCGGGACCCUCCCGAUAAUUAUUUAUCAAUAGCUCAACAAGAAGCAAAGAAAUUGAACGAGGAACAGUCUGAGAAGAAGCUGAAAAAGUUGAAAAAACAAAAACAAAAAGAAGUAUUCAAAGAAGUUGAAGCUCUGGUGAAUCGCGAAAAGAUCAAAGAGUUGACUGUUAAGAAACCCAACGCAGCAACCAGCGGAACACAAUUUGGACCUGCCCAACGUCCGGACAAACCAUAUGGUUCAUGGACACCUGUUGUAAACGAGCCCGAAGAAAAUGUCGACCUUCAGCUGCCUAAGUGCGACAAAGAGCUUCCUCCGCCUCCAAUAGUUGUACAGCCAGAAGUAAUUCAGUUCAAGGAGAAACGCGUCGAGUCUUUAGGCGAUGGCCCUGUUGUGUUCAAGAAGCGAAAAUUUAAUAAUCCAAAACGAAAUAUGCGACAGAAACUAGACGAUGAAUAA
Molecule: messenger RNA, 884 nt
Organism: Parnassius apollo (apollo)
Lineage: Eukaryota; Metazoa; Arthropoda; Insecta; Lepidoptera; Papilionidae
Source: the annotation of a GenBank genome assembly